Molecule: messenger RNA, 2180 nt
Organism: Phyllopteryx taeniolatus (common seadragon)
Lineage: Eukaryota; Metazoa; Chordata; Actinopteri; Syngnathiformes; Syngnathidae
Gene: pdss1
Product: prenyl (decaprenyl) diphosphate synthase, subunit 1
Exons: 10
Coding region: 44-1414 (456 amino acids)
Biological process (GO): ubiquinone biosynthetic process; isoprenoid biosynthetic process
Cellular component (GO): mitochondrion; transferase complex
Molecular function (GO): prenyltransferase activity
Source: RefSeq, a predicted model, not a curated record
AACUUCCGCUUCCGAGUCGCACGCAGCCCCGCCCCCCUUUGCCAUGGCAAACAUGGCGGCCGGCCCACUGUGGCGGCGAUGCCUGAGGUGGACCGUCAGCCGCGCCGCUGCGAGUUUACGGGAGGCCGAGUGGCACUUGUUCCGGCUCAGGUCCGCGUCCGGGGCCGCCGCGUCUCCAGGGCGGGCGUCCUGCAAGCGGUGGCGGCCUGACGAGCUGCCAUAUUUACAAUUAAACAAGAAGAUCCUCCAGAGGUCAACGUGCACAUCUCUCGCCAGACACAAGUAUCCGAGGUGUUCCUGUCGGACGAUUCACAGCGAUGCCAAACCCAAAGACCCCUUCACGCUCGCCCAGAAAGACUUGAAGAGUUUAUACGAUGACAUCAAAAAGGAGCUUUUUGUGUCCAAAGAAGAGCUCAAGUCUUUGUGCGAUUACUACUUUGACGGGAAGGGCAAAGCCAUUCGACCGAUGAUCGUGAUCCUGAUGGCGCGCGCCCUCAACAUACACAGCAACCGAGCGGGGGAGUUGCUCCCCGGCCAGCGCGCCGUGGCCAUGAUCUCGGAGAUGAUCCACACGGCCAGCCUGGUGCACGACGACGUCAUCGAUGGCUCGGACGAGAGGCGAGGGAAGCGGACCAUCAACCACAUGUGGGGCGAAAGGAAGGCCAUCUUGGUGGGAGACUUCAUCUUGUCGGCCGCCUCCACGGCGCUGGCUCGCAUUGGUGACAUCGCCGUCGUCAAAGUGCUGGCGCAGGUCACCGAGGACCUCGUCAGAGGCGAGUUCAUGCAGCUGGGCUCCAAGGAGAACGAGAGCGAGCGCUUCAAGCACUACUUGGACAAAACCUUCAAGAAGACGGCCAGCCUCAUCGCCAACAGUUGCAAAGCAGUAUGUACGUUCUGUCUGCACAACGCCCCAGACAGCGGGCAGACGGACCGACACGCCGCCGAGCGAUUGCCCGUCUGUGUCCUUUUCACACCUUGUUUCAUUUUCUCCUGCCAGGUGUCCAUUUUGGUCAGUUCAGACCCGGACAUUCAUGAGAUCGCGUUCCAGUACGGCAGGAACGUCGGCAUCGCCUUUCAGCUGGUGGAUGACGUACUGGACUUCACGGCGGGCGCCAGCCAGCUGGGCAAACCGUCGGCCGCCGACCUCAAGUUGGGCUUGGCCACGGGACCCGUCUUGUUCGCCUGCCAGCAGUUUCCGGAGCUGCACGCCAUGAUCAUGAGACGCUUCAGCUCCAAAGGGGACGUCGACCGGGCAUGGGGCUACGUCAUACAGAGUGACGGCGUGGAGCAGACCAACUUCCUGGCGCGCCGUUACUGCCAGGAGGCCGUCCGACACGUCAGCAGGCUACGACCGUCGGCCGAGAGGGACGCCCUCAUCGCGCUCACUCACAUGGUGCUCGCCCGGGACAAGUAACGUGUCCGCCACGGUGGAUUAACUUCGAAACUCCGCCAAUGACGUCUCUUUCUACCUCGACACAAAAAGCGAGUAGCGUCACACAAUUGACAGUUUAUUAGGUACCCUCAUAUACGGUGCUGUAUGCAGCGGCGGUAAUUAUUCGGGACGCCACUAUUACCGGCUUACCUCACCAAUUGGCAAUUGCACGGAACUCCAGACAUGACAUUUGUAUUUGUGGCCACAAUAGAUAUAAAGUGUGCAAAAAAAAUAAUAAAAUUCCAAAGUGUGACCACCAAACACUAAAUUGUUGCUACAAAUAGCAUUUCGUAGCUACUUUGCUAAAUUGUGCCACAUGUAGCUUGCAUUGUGCACAAAAUUCUAAUUUGUUGAUUUAACAUCAUUCCUAUGCACAACUUGGACGUCUGGGUCAGCAAAUGGAGCGCAAUCUUGCCAGAACCCUCUUCCUCUACCUUACCUUUCUAGAGAAAGUCCAGGAAUGAUAUUCGUGUAUUUAGUGCACACAUUACAUCUAUUUCAUGGCCAAAAAUGUGUGUUGAUGGUUAUUUAAAUGCUCCGCAUGGAAUCAGUGAAAUGAUGGCAAAGCACUGAGCUAAGUAUGUCGCUACGUACUGUAACGGUAACGCAAAUGUGUGUACUGUGUAGUCAUUCCUUGCCCGGAUCCGUCCGCAAUUGAAAUCUUACAGUGUAACAAUGACGGCCUUAACAUCUGCAACCACUGCUCAAUAAACACAUUUAGUUUUUUCUUUUUUAAUUUCAAAACAUC